AUGGCACGAAUACACCUAAUAGCCCGGUUAUUGGCAUCAGCCGGCCUAUGUCAGAUAACAGCGGCGAGUUUCUGGACCGCGACGCAGAUAUUCGUCGAUGACCCAGAACUUGAGCCAUUUCGCUGCGACCCAGCUGGUGUGACGGGUCUCUCAUGCACCGGAACAACGACCGUAACACGGUUAGUGGCACGUACCACCUCACUUCCAGACGUAACGCCAAUAUCAACCACAACAGCGAGUCUCACUUCCUGGGAUUUGGAGGUUGUGGAGUACUAUUAUCCCGCCGACGCGGUUCCCACCUCGGACCUGUAUACCUGGCGGUGGGACCCAGAUCCCGACUCGCGUGGGAAGGGCCCUCAAUGGCUUGUCGACUAUACAAUCACCGCGCCAACCAGCUGCCCGACCCCCUUCGAAUACACCACCGAGGUCAACCUCAGGACCUCCGCGUCUGUUCCGACGCCGCUCAGCGAGAUCCUCCACUCCAUGGCCAGCGUCGAAACAGAUGUCGUCACAUACACCAGACUUGUCGCCACAACCGAUAGCAGCACCCAUCGUUGGGUGCAACAAACUUCGUACUACACAUACACGACACUGCAUGUGAAAGCGACGGACCUUCCUCCAGCGCGCAGACCGCCGGCGGAUUACUACCGACACGAUCAAAUCAACUACCGCUACAUUGAGAACUGCUUUCUCCCAGGCGAAAAGGAUCCGCGCCCCAACCCAUUUGGAGCAGAGGCAAAACAAAAAUGUCCCCACAAGGCCUUCGGACGCUGCAGCAAAAUCCCAGAAGGUCCCGCCAUCAUCCUUGCCAUCGUCGGGACCCUCUUUGUUCUAGGCUUCAUCGAGAAUUUCCUGUGGUUCAGGAGCCUGAUGCAAGGCCACUGGGCUCUUCGGUGCGGCACGGUGUGCUGGUGGCUGAUUGCCACGCUGCUCAUGAUCUUUGUCACCAAAUAUGAAGUCGGGAGGAAUGCAGAUGAUCAGGAGCAACUGAGGGAGAAGUGGAAGAGGAUGCCAUUUUGGAUGAAGAUAAAGUUGUGGCUUCAGUGGGGGUUUCGGCUCAAGUAUCCCGAGCGCUGGUUGGGGGCUCGAAACCCGGUUAGUGUGGGGGAGAGUAUUGAGAUGGGAAUCGGUGGGGGAGGUAACGGAGCCGGAGGUGGUGGUGGUGGUGGUGGUGGUGAUGCUGGAACUGGAGGUCCCCCGUCGAGAGCCCCGGAACACGAUGACACGCCUUUGCCUGUUUAUCCCGGUUCUCCUCUUUCGAGUGUCAGUGAUGGGCAUUCGAUGAAUAGUGGGACGACAGCUGCUACUCGGGGGCCGGCCUUGGGGAACCCAAAUGCGGUACUUGGGCCUGUGCUGGGUUCUGGUACUGUGGUUAUUGGGCCGACCAUAAGUUCAGCCCAGCAGGCGCCUGCUUCCCCACGGCGACAGGAGACGGGUGAGGGUCCAGCGAACGGUGUAAUCCGGGCUGUUUAG
Molecule: messenger RNA, 1473 nt
Organism: Podospora pseudopauciseta
Lineage: Eukaryota; Fungi; Ascomycota; Sordariomycetes; Sordariales; Podosporaceae
Exons: 1
Coding region: 1-1473 (490 amino acids)
Source: RefSeq, a predicted model, not a curated record